CUCAAAUCUUCCUUCUUUACAAUACCCCUAAUAUUAUAACCCAAGUAACCUAGACUGUUGCUUGUCUUGAGAAAUACCUGUACUUUCAGAAACCGCGGAAAACCUUCCAAAACCCCAAUCUAUGUGGUUUUCCAUAGAGCAUGACGGCUCCUUGUACAUAUAUUAAAAACUUUUCACCAAUUGAAAUCCGUCCUUUACCGCAUUUGGAUUUUCAAGCUGGCUACAAUGGAAUCCCUGCCUCAGCUCCUAGAAUCGUAGGCCUCGUGCAAGUGCGAAGCAAAGAAAUAAAUCGUCCAUUGUCUAUCCUACGAGUUACUUUAGAGCUUUGGAGAAUUGAAUCUGUUGAUGUUCCUUCUUUAGGUGUAAGCAAUCAUAUAUCUGAACCAAAGCGGUUAGUGCAGCAAGUCCUAUUUCCACCAUCUUCUUCUUCUUCCUCUUCUAAAAACGAUCAGAAAAGCAUACUUUACUUCUCCGAAAAUGCACAGGCAAGUGACGAUGUUUUGUCUCCUUCAUCUAGCACUUCCGGCAUUAAUAAUGUUUACGAUUUCUACCUACACGAUCAACCUUCCCGACAUCGUUUUUCAAAUCAACCGCCUAUACCACCUCCACAUGUUCAAAAUGUUUCUCAAAGUCCUUCAAUGCCUUCUCACGCUUAUAGUCAAACUUCAGACACUUCUUCUAUGCAAGCCUCAUCGGUAACUAGCGAUUUACAAAAGUCAACAGAAAAAUCCUCUUCUUCAUCAUCUUAUAACAUAUGGUCUAUGGAUUUGCCAUUCGAAAUGAAGUAUUCUGAGGGAGAAGUGCUUACCCCAACAUUUGACCUUUUUCGCUCGGGUUUUUCAUGUUCCACGAAAUAUCAGUUGCGGGCUGUUCUUAGUCUAGCUGACUCAGAAGAUAUCUUUGAAUGUGUCCCCAUUGUAAUUCACCGUUACGAUACGCUUUCCUCUUGGGGUAUGUAUAAUUCUCCGAUUUAUUUAAAAGAAGCAAGUAUAGACGGUAGAGUUGUUGUGGAAGCUUCCAUCCCUAAACAGUGUAUUGGCCCUAUGGAUUUACUUACAGUUUUCAUAUCUAUAAGGGCUUCGAAUGGCUCUAAAAUUCGGGUACAGCAAUUGUCAUUGUCUUUGGUAGAAUGUGUAAGUUUUCGACAUCCGUCUUCUAGUCAUUCUCCUAUUGUUCGUUCAAAAAAGAUUUUAAAAGUUGAACAAGAUCUCGACGACGUGAGGUUAGGAAAAGAUGGCCUUUCACAAACACUUUCAAAAGUGUUUCCAGAUCCUGACUUGGAUGAUUCUAGCAUACAAGGAUUCACCACAUCUUCUGAUUUGUACAAAGUUACUUAUAUGGUUUUAAUAAAAGUGAGACUUUAUCGUGCAAGAAAUGUUGAAAUUUCUUAUCCGAUUACUGUUUCUCCUGUUCCUCGUUCCGCCAGCUCUUCGAUCCUAGGUGAUAUUCAAACCAGAGUUUUAGAUUCCCGGCAAUCCCUCAAUGGCUCUGUACUUGAUACCACUUGUGAUAUUAUCCAUGCGAAUGAUUCCACAAAAAAUAACAUGUAUAGUUAUUCAGAAGGCGGUUUGGUGCUUUUGAAUUGAAAAGUAUUCUGUUUUCUAUCUCAUAUUUAUUUAUAUCUCUGGGUCAUUAAUGGUUUGAUUCUUCCCUAGUCAUCAAUACCGACACUUCCUUGUCCCAACUAGUCCUUUUUUAUGUUAUCCCGCGCAUUCCGCAAUAACCUUUUUUUGUUUAUGAAUGUUCAUGAAUAUUGUCAGUUUAUGGUGCAUCUUAUACUUGGAGAUAAAAAUUGGCAACAUCAAAAAAACGAAAGUUUCUCCAAAAUAUCUAAGUAUACAAUUUAUAAUUUUUCAAAUACUUUAGUGCAGCAGAAUUUUAUAACCCUAAUGAAAGAGCUACUCACCUAUAAAAGCGA
Molecule: messenger RNA, 1918 nt
Organism: Schizosaccharomyces octosporus yFS286
Lineage: Eukaryota; Fungi; Ascomycota; Schizosaccharomycetes; Schizosaccharomycetales; Schizosaccharomycetaceae
Product: arrestin family protein
Exons: 1
Coding region: 141-1586 (481 amino acids)
Biological process (GO): division septum assembly
Cellular component (GO): division septum
Source: RefSeq, a predicted model, not a curated record